This is a messenger RNA of Ostrinia furnacalis (Asian corn borer), 1377 nucleotides long. It is a transcript of the gene Fnta, whose product is annotated as farnesyl transferase alpha. Gene Ontology annotation, cellular component: protein farnesyltransferase complex; CAAX-protein geranylgeranyltransferase complex; cytoplasm. NCBI's taxonomy places the organism in Eukaryota, Metazoa, Arthropoda, Insecta, Lepidoptera, Crambidae. Gene Ontology annotation, biological process: protein farnesylation; protein geranylgeranylation. The transcript has 5 exons. Gene Ontology annotation, molecular function: CAAX-protein geranylgeranyltransferase activity; protein farnesyltransferase activity. The record is from RefSeq and is a predicted model, not a curated record. The coding region runs from base 282 to 1283 and encodes 333 amino acids.
GACAAUAUGUACAAUAAAAGUACACCACUGGUUCGGCAAGAAUUUCCAUCUCAAUAAUCUGAGACAUUUAUUGUUAAAUAAAUUACCUGUGUGUAUAAAUAAAGAUACGUGUCGUGAUAACGAACCACUUAUGCGCUGAGCCUAGGUGUGCUGUGUUUAUUCACGGCGGCGCUGAAUUUACAUUGGCAUUACAGUAGUUACCUAUCUGGUACUCGGAGCACGUGAACAAUAAAACUCGAGUUUCAAACAAUAGUUACAGCACAUUAGCUAGCACAGUGAGCAUGUCGGACAGCGGCGACAGUGAUAUUGUGUGGACUCUGUACAAGGAUAGGCCUGAAUGGAAAGACAUAACCCCUGUGCCUGAAGACGAUGGACCAAACCCAGUUGUAGUCAUUGCGCACUCUGAAAGAUUUGAAGAUGUUUACGACUAUUUCCGUGCUGUGCUGCAAAAGAAUGAGAAAUCAGAAAGGGUUCUACAGCUGACCAAAGAUGCGGUUGAACUCAAUGCGGCUAAUUAUACAGUCUGGCAGUACAGGAGAGACAUACUGAAAUCCUUGGGUACUGAUUUGAGAUCAGAAUUAGAUUAUGUGGAAUCAGUAAUAAAACAAUCACCAAAAAACUAUCAGGUGUGGCACCACAGAAGAGUGUUGGUUGAGUGGCUACAAGACCCCAGCCUUGAAUUAGAGUUGACUGGUGAUGCCCUUCUUCAAGACCCUAAGAACUACCAUGCCUGGCAGCAUAGGCAGUGGGCUAUCAAGACAUUUGGGCUCUUCAAUAAAGAAAUGGAUUUCGUUGACAAUCUUUUAACCGAGGAUGUCCGCAACAACUCUGCUUGGAAUCAGAGAUAUUUUGUAGUCAACAAUCAUCUCGGCUGGUCUGAUUUGAAUGUUCAAAGAGAAAUAUGUUAUGCAAUGGAGAAAAUUAAGUUCGUGAAAAACAAUGAAAGUUCAUGGAAUUAUUUGAGAGGAGUCCUGUUGCACGAUAAGAGAGGUAUUAGUGGUAAUGCCGUGGUUACCUCAUUUUGUGAAGAUUUGUAUAAACAUAAGUGCCGUUCGCCAUUUUUAUUAGCAUUUAUCAUUGAUAUAUGCGAUGAAGCCAUAAAAAAAGGUGAGAUUAGCUGUCUACAUAGUCCCGAUAGAGCCAUUGAACUUUGUCAAGCAUUAGCAACGAAAUAUGAUAAAAUUAGAUGCAAAUAUUGGAACUACAUGUGUGAGAAAUUUAAGAUAGCUAAAAAGGAACAAGAGGAAAAGAAAGAACAAAAUGGGGAUGCAAUGGACGAAUAAAGUUACUAUUGUAGAUAGGAGAAACAAAUAUCAACACGAAUCUGAAGUUAAGUUAAGGUUUUAUAGUGUGUUCAUUGAGCAUUUUAAAGCAAUA